This is a messenger RNA of Rodentolepis nana, 1779 nucleotides long. The record is from the annotation of a GenBank genome assembly. Lineage: Eukaryota; Metazoa; Platyhelminthes; Cestoda; Cyclophyllidea; Hymenolepididae.
AUGAAUGGAUUGAGAAAUUACUCUUGCGAUAUCUGUAGUAUCACCUGCAAUUCAGCUGAACAAUUACGUAUGCAUGAAGGUGGAAGUCUACAUUUGAAGAAAUGUGCGAAUUCCGGUAUAGACACACCUUUUAAAAGGUCGAUUUGCUAUCAGCCUUUACAGGCGUCACCAGAGUUUGAUUCUGAUUCUGAGAACUUGCAGAUCUGCCCCAUGUGCUUUAAUCAAUAUUCUCAGGCCGAUUUUUUUACUCAUAAGUGUGAAAGGGACUUACUUGCCUCUACUUCUUUACUGCCUGGUCCAUUUGUUGUAAUAGAUCAAAACAGUCCACCUAAACCAAGGAAAAAAAGAUUACCUUCUGAAGGUUGCGAUUUUUACUGUGAUUUAUGUGACCUAUCUCUUGGUUCAAUGGCUAGUUAUGAUGCUCAUGUUGAUGGAGUGAACUGUAUUGGGCUGGAGUCCCUUUCCUGCUCUCUGAGCGACAUAAAAGUGGUUGAGGGCUCAGACUCCUCUCUAGUUGGGUGUAGUUUAUUGAAUCAAUCGGAAAAUGCCUUUUCUCCCACAUACACUUCGCCCGUAUCUAAUACACCUAGCGUGUACUGCAAUGUUUGUGAUGUCCACCUAAACUCCACUACUCAGAUGGCGUCUCAUGUUAGUGGAAGGAAACACCAAAGUAAGCUGUUGAGGUCAUCGGAAUCAGUAAGUCCCACUUCACUCGUCACUGAUUUUUUUGGAGGUCGAUGUUGGUGGUGGCAACGAUGCCCAAAAUCUCUUCGCCCAGACAACUCCAAAGUUGUCGACUCCAUCUCCAAAGCCCCUAAAUUACCUCCAAACUCGGUCAUGUGUCAUGUUUGUAGUGUACCGGUUAGUUCGACUGAGUUGAGUCACCAUGAACAGGGUCGAGCGCACAUCUAUAAGGCUACCAUGAAUCUUUGUGCAAGGAUCAACGAUGAAAUCGCGUCCGAAAACCGCACAUUCAAACGAUCGUUUGAUACUACGCUUCCUUCUCUCCUUUCUCAGUUGCCGCCAUUCCCCACAACAAUAAAAGAUCAUCUCACCAUGAUAGCAGAAAAAAUUGAAGAUGUAGUUCUUAAAAUUUCUUUCAACGAUAUGUGUUCCAUAUCAGCUAUGGCACUAGCUAUUGCUAAGGCAAUUGUAAGCAGAAAUUAUCCGGAUUUUGAGCACAACUUCGCGGUGUGGAUUUGUCCCCAAACGUCCAUUGUGUCUGAUCGGAUUAUGGAAGUCAGAAAAUUGAUUCAACACUUCUCCGUUAACAAGCCCCUGUUGGCUAAUAUCCAAAAGCACGCUUUUGGUUUGGAUAAUGCCCAGUUGGAGCUUACAAAACACGACAUUGCUUUUUCUACCCCCGGGGCUUUUACAAAUCUCCUGAUGGCUCAUUCAAAUAUUCACCGAGCUAUUCCUGUUCUUGUCUUCACGGAUGUCGAACGGUGUGUGGAUAAUGAUCCAAUGCACGACCUGCUCACUCGAUUUGCCGCUCUGGCCCAUCGACCGAGGGUAGGUUCUGCUUCAUCUUCCCUCUUCUCUAAUCCUCCCUCUAUUUUCCUCUUCUCAGAUCAUCUACAUAACAAGCGGCAAUGUGCAGAAUUGGCCUCUGUUAAACACCUUCUUGAUUUGUUUACUGGUCCCGGUGUUUUUGCAACAUUAAUAAUAUUUUCGCAGAUUAAUGCUCGUAUUGCUCUUAUAUGCGCUCUCUUCUCCACACCACCCGUGUUUUUACGCUGCUUCCAAAGUAGUCUGGCUAAUUGGUGCGGUGGGGUUUAA